This is a messenger RNA of Sparassis crispa, 3981 nucleotides long. RefSeq lists its product with no specific name. The record is from RefSeq and is a predicted model, not a curated record. Lineage: Eukaryota; Fungi; Basidiomycota; Agaricomycetes; Polyporales; Sparassidaceae. The transcript has 13 exons. The coding region runs from base 1 to 3981 and encodes 1326 amino acids.
AUGGAGACUCCAGUCGCUCUCUCGAUUCCUCGCCUUAGGCUAAGCCGUCAUUCAAUCCAGUCCACGCCCGUGGCCGGUCCUUCCAGCGCGAACGCGUACGAGAGCCGCGAAGACGACGAGGACGCCGAGUCCACCCCCCGCUUGACCGCUGCCGCCAUCUCUCCCGACUCCACUUCGCCACGCACUUCGCCACGCACUUCUCCACGCGCUCCUCCAGGGGACACCCCCGCGGCGCGUCUACGCGCGGUGCUCGCUCGGGUUCCGAACACCUCCAUCACCCCUCAAGCUGCGGCGCCAGUGUUGCUAUCGCCCUCGGAACCGGACUCCGAUUUCGACAUGCCGCAUACUGCUCCGAGUAUAGCUCGCGAAAGUCUGCGCGAGCUCUUCUCGAGAGCGCUGCGCGACCCUGGGAACACGCCGCGGAAGGAGCGAGGACGACGGAACAGCAUCGACAUCAGCGAGGUGGACGACAGUCCCCGGAUGGAAUGGGUGGAGAGGGAAAGAGCGAAUAACAAGGGGAAGCGGAGGAGCAUGAGCGACGAGGAGGCGGAUCAUUUGCCUAGGCGGUCUCAGUCCUCUGUGAGGUCAUCACCGGCGGCGGCGACGUUCGACGCGUUGCGGGAGCGACUGAAGCGGUCGAGCACGUUGCCGCUGAGCGCUCCGACUGGCGAGCUGGUGAUGGAGAUGUCCAUGCCACCGGCAGAGUCGAGCGGGGAUACUGCCACGAUACUGCAAGGGUUGAACGGGCCCGCGGCGACCCCACCGCACGCGACGAGUACGCCAAUGCGAUCGCUGCAGAUCUCUACUCUGCAGCCAGCGCAGUCGAAUUUAUUGGAGCAGGACUCGGAGAUGCAGAAUGCACUGGGAGGUUUGGACAGCUUCGAGGGUGAUUCUGCUCCAAAUGGACGUCCGUUGUCGUUCCCGCCGAUGCGGUCGAGUGCGCAUUCUACCACUCCAGGGCGCCCCCUGUCUUGGAGUUCACACUCCAAAUCGCAUUCGUUGCACAAGUUACCCUUGCUGAGACGAGGGGGGAGCGAGGAGUUUGACAGCUCCUCAUCUCGCACGGGUUCCUCUCAAUCUGCGGCGGACUACAGGGACCGGCAAGAUGAAAGCCAGCGGGAUCGCCUGCGCGAUCGUGAACGAAGGUGGAACCAUCCGCUGCCCAAGUCGCCAGGUGAUUUAGGCCGAAGUAGUCCUGCCCACCAGCGACCGAGGAAGGACAGUACAGCGUCGGUUCAAAGCAUGGACGACGGUCGUUCGUCCAGAGCUAGUUCGGUGACAUCGCGAUCGGAUUACCAAGAACGGAUUGUUGAGGGGGAUCGUGCUAAAGACCGUGAACGCUCGUGGAACAGGCCAAACCACGCGCAGUCACCGUCUACGCUGAAUGUCAACGGCAAUGCUCAGCGUGCUCGCACGGUGAGCCAACCUAUGCGACCCGACUCCUCGCAGUCGUUGAUAUCUCCCGGGCGGCAUGCUCUCAACCGGCAUCAUUCGAGCAACCCUCUGUCGAGUUCGGUCUCGAGUAGAGCGAGCUCCCCUGCAGGCUCGGUGUCGAGUCGGAAUGCGGACGGUUUGCCGCCGGAAGUGCAACAGGAGCGGGAACGCAACUGGAAUUCCUCCCACCCGAAAUGGGUGCAGCAACCCCAGCCGGAACGCACUCCCUCUCCGGUGCCCAAUAAGUCAUUCCAGUCGACUCUGCGGCGCAGGACGAGCUCGACCCCGAAGAGCGCUGGUGAUGCGCCAUAUAACCGAGAAGCCGACAGUCCUAGGACUGAGAAGCCAGUAUAUCUCCGUGUUGAUACGACGGAGGCAUCGACUGCUAGGAGGCUUCGUUCCCCUCAGCAGGACACGGAAUCAAAUGAGCACCCGCCACCAGACUCACCAGAGCCGCGUUCUGCAGUCCUUCUCAGUGACGGGCCCGCAAAGACUCCAGAGUACCGCUACCGCUAUGGCUGGCAUUUUCCUGUCAGGCAGGCAUUGCCACCAUUAGAACUGGACCAGGACUCUCUUCAGAGAGCCGUCCGACCGCCACCACCACGACCAUCCAGCCGGAUGUCGGGGGCGCCAAGUACCAGUCAGAUACCUGUACGCUCGCCGUCUAAGCGAGGCGAUACCGCCAACCAGAGGAGAGGCCAUAGGAGAAACAUGACAGAAUUCAGCGAAGCGGUAGGCGCUGUUUCCGUUCGUGUUCCUGAGUCCGCUCCGGGUCAAGUGAUAGAUACCCCUCCAUCUGAAGAUGGCUCCAUCUUCGGAAGCGACGAGGACUCGCCUCCAGCCACAAGUACACCUACAUCUAAAAGUUUGUCUUUACCCCUGCCUGCUACGAGUUCCUAUCCUGCGAUGCCCCCUUCUCCGACUAUUACGACGAAUAUUAAUGGUGAUGCGCAGCGGCUAGAGAAGGCGCUUGCAAAGCCAGAUUCUCCUCCGCCGUCACCUCCUCGCGAUACGACCCCAUCAUUCUCCUUGCAGACACCACCGCGAAGACCUCAAUUCAGCACUCCAAAAGUAGAUUUCCAAACCCCCUCACCCCCGCGACACAUCCCCGAUCUUCCUGGGCCACCUUCAUCAGAGGAUGAAGAUACGGAUCGCGCUGAUCACACACCGAUCGGCCCCGAUUACCCCGUUCAAGGCGACAUGACGACGAUGAAGACACCUAGGCCACCAGGUGCAUGGACACAAACCCCUGUCCCUCGCCACACGUCCAACGACAUACUUGUGCGGGCGCAGUCCACUCCGCCGGAGAUCACUGAAACCCCCGAUAAUAAGACCGUUGCUGCUCCAUUCUCGUCUCUUUCGAGGGCGAGUUCACUACCGCUGCAAACUCCCGCACCACCAGGUGCAUGGAUGCCGACACCUGGACCUUCUGCAAGAAGACGGAGCAUCCUGAAGGUUCGUUUCGACGUCGAACCGGAGAACGCAUCUUCGGAUGGCGUCCCCGACCACCAGUUGAUUGACUCAUCGGAUUUCCCACCGAUCCCCGUCGCUAACGGCAAUCGUCUGGAUGGGAAGGAUGUGCAGCAUGACCAAAAUGGUCAAGCGAAGGUGGAACAGGAGACGGCUGGUCGUCCCUCUACUCAGCCUGUGGUAGCUCCGCGCCCUCGCCAUCUCCGAAAGUCACCAAGCGUGCGUGUGGUUGAUGCCUUCGGUCGUGAAACCAAAGACGAAGACGAACCUCCGCAGCCGGUCGAUCAUGUAUUCCAAGAGGAGCUGGUUCCACUAUCUCAGGAAGCUCCGCGUGUGCCAACAACACCGCGAAGUAGAAGUCUAGUGAAAAUCGUGGAUUCUAUGGGUCGGGAGGUGGAAGAUGUCCCUGAGGAGCCUCGGUCCCCUGAGCCUCCCCACUCACAUACUGAGGCGUUAGCUCGCCUCCGACGCGUAACAGCAGACCUGGCGGAGGACAUCAGCGAGAUUGACAGAUCUCGCGACGAACUCGCUCUGGAUGGAAAACGGCUUACUGCGUUGGAUGAGGCCUCGAAGGCGGCGAGGACCGCGAGAAAGAAAAUCUCUCAAUCUCUUGACCAGGUCAAAAGUUCGGGAUCAGACAUGAAGAGUAAGUACAAGCCUCUGCGGGAAAGCAUGAGGAAGAGCAGGCUAUUGCCACCCGCAGUUGUGGAAUACCAGAUGAGUUGGAAUUUCCUGAAUUCUUGGGUAUUUUGGGGCUUCCUUCUCGUUCAAGUCGCGUUAUUCCUCAUGAUGUACCGAAUGUCGAACAUCCGAGCGAAGCGCCUCUUCUUCACAACAUACUACGAUCCGUUCUACCCCGAUAUCUAUCUCUAUCCCGAUACCAUUCAAGCGUCGAUACCCUCGUCUUGCUCCGCCUUUCCGCCUGCUGUUCGAGAGCACGCAGGAUGGGCGGGCGUUAUGGCGGACUUCUGGAGCUAUCUUGGCUGCGUCGUGACCAACUGGCAGCGUCGGACAUGGGACACUUGGAUAUCAGGCCAACAGCAACAGCAGGCUACUAUUUCUUGGCCACCCACAUGA